Messenger RNA from Polyodon spathula (Mississippi paddlefish), 2197 nucleotides. Its product is annotated as alkaline phosphatase-like. Gene Ontology annotation, cellular component: plasma membrane. Gene Ontology annotation, molecular function: alkaline phosphatase activity. Gene Ontology annotation, biological process: dephosphorylation. NCBI's taxonomy places the organism in Eukaryota, Metazoa, Chordata, Actinopteri, Acipenseriformes, Polyodontidae. The transcript has 13 exons. The coding region runs from base 591 to 2189 and encodes 532 amino acids. The record is from RefSeq and is a predicted model, not a curated record.
CGCUGCUCAAGACCGACCAAAGCAGCCAGGAUAAAAGAGACGAGAAUUGGCUGAUUCAGACAUUGAUGUGUGAUUGUUCAAGAGCGCGCCUGCAACCCAGCGACUUUUAGCCCAUAUGUGGAGUAUUAAAGCGGGUUUAUGAGCGGUAGCUAGUCCCCACUGAGCAAAAAGUUUGCAAGAACAUAAUCUUUAAAGAGAUAUUUUCAGAACACUCAUUCUCCAGCCUCAGAAGACUUUGGUCAUCAGUGGGACAGAUGAGGCUGAAUCCUGUUGCUGUCCUUAAUGUCCAUCAAGACCUGACCAGAUGUAAAUAAGAUUGCUGACCAUUUCAUCCCGAGGGCUACAGUGAAACAUAAUGUCUUUAAACUGGGACAUUAGUGAAGAGCGUGUGUGUGCAUUACAUUUCAAAGCACCCACUGGCUGAAGCAAGUCGCUGCCUCUCCCCUAUUGCCACUGCCACUUUGGAUCAGGUUUCCUAUUGUUUUGCUGGGUACAGACUGAACUGAUCUUCAAAUAGUAGUUAGAGUUGCUUUGAAGAAUAUUUACAUUUUGCACUAAUCGCUUUAGGAAGUUGACUGGUUGAGGACAAGAUGAAUGGAAAAGCGCUACUCUUCUUUUCCAGCUUUGCUUACAUCUGUGCAGCAAUUCCACAAUUCCCAGAAGAAGAGAAAGACCCCAAAUUCUGGAGAGACUGGGCUCAGAGAACUCUCACGAAAGCUCUUUCCCUGCAACGCCUCAACACAAACAUCGCGAAAAAUGCCAUCCUUUUUCUGGGUGACGGCAUGGGGAUUCCCACGGUGACAGCGGCCCGCAUUCUGAAGGGUCAGAUGAAUGGUUUCAGCGGUGAGGAGACACAGCUGGAGAUGGAUAAGUUCCCCUAUGUGGCACUCGCUAAGACGUACAACACAAAUGCACAGGUGCCUGACAGUGCUGGGACAGCCACAGCCUACUUGUGUGGGGUGAAGGCAAACGAGGGGACUGUGGGUGUGAGUGCAGCAGCUGUGCGCUCCCAGUGCAACACCACCAUCGGAAACGAAGUCACAUCCAUUCUGAAAUGGGCAAAAGAUGCUGGCAAAUCAGUAGGCAUCGUCACGACGACUCGUGUGAACCAUGCAACGCCCAGUGCUGCCUACGCCCACUGCGUGGAUCGUGAUUGGUACUCGGAUGGGGAGAUGCCCCCAGAAGCAAUUCAAGGAGGCUGCAAGGACAUCGCGCGACAGCUGCUUGAGAACAUACCCAACAUCGAUGUGAUUAUGGGAGGGGGGCGGAAGUACAUGUACCCCAAAAACACCCCUGACGUUGAGUACCCCAAUGACCCCAAAGCCAACGGCACUCGACGGGAUGGAAGGAGGCUUGUGGAUGAGUGGAAGAGCUCCAAGGGCAAUCAGGCUGCUCACUAUGUGUGGAACAAGAACCAACUGUUAGCUUUGAAUCCACCCAAUGUGGACUACUUACUGGGUCUGUUCGAGCCAGUUGACAUGCACUAUGAUUUAGAACGAGACAAGCAAAUGGAUCCUUCCCUGGCUGAAAUGGUGGAAGUGGCUAUUAAAAUCCUACAGAAAAACCCAAAGGGUUUCUACCUGCUGGUGGAAGGCGGGCGUAUCGACCACGGACAUCACGAGGGCAAGGCGAAGCAGGCUCUGCAUGAGGCGGUGGAAAUGGACAUUGCUAUCGGCAAGGCAGGGGUGCUGACCCGCGAGGAGGACACGCUGACCAUCGUCACUGCUGACCACUCCCACGUCUUCACUUUCGGGGGCUACACUCUCCGUGGAAACUCAAUAUUUGGUUUGGCGCCCAUGCUGAGCGAUGUGGACAGCAAGCCCUUCACCUCCAUCCUAUACGGGAACGGGCCAGGCUUCAGGCUAUCUAAUGGAGAGAGAGAGAACAUAUCCAACAUUGACUACAAACAGAACAACUACCUGGCACAGUCAGCCGUGCCUUUGCGACUGGAGACCCAUGGUGGGGAGGACGUGGCUAUUUUUGCUAAAGGUCCCCUGGCACACCUGCUGCACGGAGUACACGAACAGAACUACAUCCCCCAUGUGAUGGCAUAUGCCACCUGUAUCGGGCAGAACACAGAGCACUGCAAAGGGGGCUACCCAGUCCCCUGCGGAGCCUGCUUUCUCACCUCCACACUCAGCAGCCUCCUCUCUCUCCUCGUUCUCAGCCUGCUGUUGUGCUUGCCCUGAUACUGCUC